Aricia agestis (brown argus) is the source of this 2210-nucleotide messenger RNA. RefSeq names its product protein Wnt-1-like. The transcript has 8 exons. Gene Ontology annotation, biological process: cell fate commitment; canonical Wnt signaling pathway; multicellular organism development. The coding region runs from base 318 to 1391 and encodes 357 amino acids. Gene Ontology annotation, molecular function: frizzled binding; cytokine activity. The record is from RefSeq and is a predicted model, not a curated record. Gene Ontology annotation, cellular component: extracellular region. Lineage: Eukaryota; Metazoa; Arthropoda; Insecta; Lepidoptera; Lycaenidae.
GCACGGGUCGCAGGCGCGUGGACUAAACACAACCGACGAGUAUUUCGAAUUUCAGUUCCAAUUUUUAAAAUUCUGACGGAUAGUUUUUUUUUUGUGUUUAAUCUUCCGAGAGUAGACAAAGAGUCUUCCCCUGAAACUUUCUUUUUACGCUUUUUAUGCGGCUACAUUGUUAUGUUUUUAUUGCGUUUUGUGGUUAUUGUUUAUUAUUUUUUUACUUGCAAUUACAUUCGCGAUGUAAUUACAGUUUUUUGUUAAGCGGUGAGAGUGAGUGAACUGUUGUGUAAAGUUUUGCGGUGCUUUCGUAAAUAAAAAGCACAAUGCCGCUUCUGUGGAAACUUUUGUACUUUUUGCUCAUACUCGUACAGGCUGUUACGGGCAACUGGUGGAACCUCGCAGCCCCGGUGCGGCCGAGCCCCAACACCUCGGCCACGGAGGUGUUCGCCCUGCACAAGGCGGACUGCCUGCGCCUGGACUACCUCGCCGAGAGACAGAAGCAGUUGUGCAUGCUGUCCGAUAAGAUGGUGCAGGUGUUGCAGACGGGGGCUCAGCAGGCGAUCGAGGAGUGUCAGUACCAGUUCCGCAACAGUCGCUGGAACUGCAGCACCGUUGAGAACUCCACAGAUAUAUUCGGCGGGGUUCUCAGCUUUAAAUCCCGUGAGUCGGCGUUCGUGCACGCUUUGUCGGCGGCGGCGCUGGCGCACUCUGUGGCGCGCGCCUGCAGCCGCGGCGAGCUCAACGAGUGCUCGUGCGACGCGCGCGUACGGAAGCGCACGCCGCGGCACUGGCAGUGGGGCGGCUGCUCAGAGGACAUAAGAUACGGUGAAAUGUACAGCCGAGACUUUGUAGACUCUAGAGAGGACAAGGAAUCUGAAGAGGGAAUCAUGAACCUGCACAACAAUGAGGCUGGUCGUAGAGCAGUGCGCGGUCGCAUGCAGCGCGUGUGCAAGUGUCACGGGAUGUCGGGGUCGUGCUCGGUGCGCGUGUGCUGGCGCCGCCUGCCGCAGCUGCGCCUGGUGGGAGACGCCCUGAGCACGCGCUACGAGGGAGCCUCGCAUGUUAAGGUGGUCGAAAGGAAGAAAGGCAAGAACAUCCGAAAGUUAAGACCCAUACACGCGGACAUAAAGAAACCAAACAAAACUGAUCUAGUGUAUCUGGAAGAUUCUCCUGAUUAUUGCGAACCUAAUGACGAACUGGGAAUCCUCGGCACACGCGGGCGGACGUGUAACCGGACGUCGGCAGGACUGGACGGGUGCCGGCUGCUGUGCUGCGGGCGCGGCUACCAGACCCGCGUGCGCGACCACGAGGAGAAGUGCAAGUGCCGCUUCGUGUGGUGCUGCCGCGUCCACUGCGAGCUCUGCCGGUACAAGCGCGACCAUCAUGUCUGCAACUGAAGGGGAUAGCCCACUACCGUAACAGUCUAUACGGUCAAAGAGCAGGUCUCGCUGACCCAUAUCUAUUUGUUUCAUCGCGUCUGCAACUGAAAAGGCUUACCGUACCAACCUAACUGUACCAGUUUGUCAAGUGAAUGAGCAGGUAAAUUCACUGACAUUUAUUUAUUAUAGCAACUUGUCUAUUUCACCUCACGUUUUUCCAUUGGUUUUCUAAAAAUUAGUAAACUUUGCUAUUUGUGCGUGACAAAUUAUAGCAACUUGUGGCUUGUCUAUUUCACCUCAUGUUUUUCCAUUGGUUUUCUAAAAAUGUUGCUAUUUGUGCGUGAGUAAAAGGAAUACUCGUAAUACUUAUGUCAAUGGACGCCACUACACUAUAUAUUUAUUUAACGGCUUGUCGAAUGACGUCUACAAUAAUUUGAAUACCAAGUUGGGAGGGUUAAGUUUUACCAAUUUAAAAAGGCAGUCCCAAUUUCAUAUGAACACUUAUGUCCUGAGAUUUUUCAUGAUCAUGAUGAACUUGUUCAAUUUUAAAAACCACCAAAUUAUUGAUUCCUCUCAUUUUCUUGCCGAAGUCAUUUAUCAUAAAAUGACCGCAAGUUCGUUGCCAAAUCUAUCAAGCUAAGUUUGCUCAAUCAAGUAUUUAAAAGCUAUGAAGCUUUUUAACUGUAACCAACACAAGCCAGUACCUACCAAUCUGAGUAAUGGGUAUUCAAUGAAAUAUAUUAACCGUAAUCGGUAAACAUUAUGAAUUAUGAUUAGUUUUAAGCUUAUAGAUUAUGUUAGUGCAAAAUUAUCGACUGAUUGAUUUUACUGAUUUAU